CUGGGCUCUGCCGAGCAGAGCUGUGCCUAAGUCUCUAGCCUGGAAUGAGAACAGAGCUGAGCAGAUUGCAGUCAGGUGGAGAGAGUCCGCGAAGAAGGCACACAGCUCAGCCAGCACGGCCAGCAGGCGCUGUUCAGACUGUGAGGACAGAUUGCAGAGCGCACCCUCGGUGACUGCAGGGUGACACACCGGUUCUGUCAUUGUCGGAUCCUGAGACAAAAGGGAAAAUGGCUUCCCAAGACCAAAAGGCCAUCACUCGCAGAGCCACGGUGGCUCCCACCAAGAGGAUGAGCAGGUUCCUGAAGCACUUCACAGUGGUUGGGGACGACUACCACACGUGGAACGUCAACUACAAGAAGUGGGAGAACGAAGAGGACGAGGAGGAGCCGGCCCCCACAUCGGCCCAAGGCGAAGGCGGUGCCGUGGGGGCAGAUGCCGAGGCUGGCCCCAGCCCCACACCCAGGCCGACCCUGGACUUUAGGAACAGGCUGAGGAAACUCUUCAGCUUGCACAGGUUUCAGGUUGUCAUCAUCUGCCUGGUGAUCCUGGACGCCCUCCUGGUACUUGCUGAGCUCCUUCUGGAUCUCAAGAUCAUUGAGCCAGAUAAGAAAGACUACGCGGUCAAGGCGUUCCACUACAUGAGCUUUGCCAUCCUGGUCUUCUUCAUGCUGGAGAUUUUCUUUAAAAUCUUUGUCUUCCGCUUGGAGUUCUUCCACCAUAAGUUUGAGAUCCUGGAUACCAUUGUGGUGGUGGUGUCCUUCGUCCUCGACCUCGUCCUCCUGUUUAAGAAGCACCAGUUUGAAGCUCUUGGCCUGCUGAUCCUGCUGCGGCUCUGGCGGGUGGCCCGGAUCAUCAAUGGCAUCAUCAUCUCAGUGAAGACACGCUCAGAACGGCAGAUCUUAAGGUUAAAGCAGAUAAACAUUCAGCUGGCCACCAAGAUCCAGCACCUGGAAUUCAGCUGCUCUGAGAAGGUGAGACUUAGGGGACCGGUUCCACGGCUGUCCCCUCCAGCCCAUUACUGCCCAUGCUCCUAUAGCCUAUAGCUCUGCCUGUUGCUCCCUCUUCCUGGUCUUUCUGGCUUAAGCAUGGAGCCGGGCCCAGUCCCUCCUCUGGGCAUCUUGUUCCUGUCAUCACUGCUUAGGGCCCUUCCUGGGAACUGCUCCCCUCAGCAGCCGGAAUGCCACAGACUGUGGCUCUUAGCUGUCUGUAGCCCCAGGCCUGCAGGAAUGUGGCUCAGAGCUCAUUGCCCAGUGUCUGUCUGCUUUCACCACAGGAACAAGAAAUUGAGAGACUCAACAAGCUGUUGAGACAGAAUGGACUUCUUGGGGAUGGGAACUAGCCUUCCAGAAGCUCUACCCUAGAGAAGCUGGGUGGUGGCCAGAGAGCAACUGUGUGCUGCCAAGUCCAGUUCUCAUCUUUGCCUUGGCUUGCGCUCCCUGGAUGCUGGGGACACAUCUUUGUCAGCUCUGCUGCCUCUUUGGUGUGACCCAGAGCCACCUGUCCACGCCCUCCUCCUGCAGCAAAGGAAUCAUAACCACCUGUUCUCAGCCGAACUCUGCUGUUGCUUGAAAAUGGACAGGAAGCUGGGCUUGAAAAACUUAACGCCAUCGCUCCUCUGUGUGUAGGGGACCAGCACAUCCUGAGGACAGAAGCUGGCACCUUGCACCAGCCCAUUCUAGAAAACCUUUCUUAUCUCCUGCUGCACCCCUGGGGGAGCCAUCCUGGUGCCCAGCCCCUCCUGGGCAGCACCCAGCUGUACCAUCAGCUUCAAACUGGCUCUGCACCCACCACAUCUCUCUCAAUUACUGUGCAAUUAAUGUAUAAAAUAAGCGCUCUUCUUCCCCUGGGCCCGCCUACCACAUUCUCUCCUUGGUGGCAGCCCACACCAGCCCACCAGUUAUAGAGCUAGCUCACUGCGGGGGGGGGGGGUGCCAGUCUGCCCUGUAAUUAGCAUCAUAUUGGGGUACAUUGCCCUGUGGGCACACAUUUUUACACAGCCUCUUGCUCGUUUGUACUUCUCAGAAUGCUGAUGGGCAUUUUGAAAACAGAUCCUGACAGAUAGGGGAUAAUACACUGUGGAGGCCUGUGAUCUGUGUGUGCAGGGUGCUGGAACCCUGACCUGACCCCCUCGCCCAGCAGAGUUUAAGGUUCCUGGGAGGAAAAGGAGGUGGAGAGGGCAGAGUGCUGGUUUAAGGGUAAUGAGCAACUGGGUUGGUGUCCACCAGAGCCUUGGGCUUGGGUGCCCACUGCUGCAGAGGAAGACCGUCAGGGUGGGUACUCACUCCUACGGGUUCA
Messenger RNA from Alexandromys fortis (reed vole), 2295 nucleotides. RefSeq names its product hydrogen voltage gated channel 1 (gene Hvcn1). The transcript has 7 exons. The record is from RefSeq and is a predicted model, not a curated record. Gene Ontology annotation, cellular component: plasma membrane. Lineage: Eukaryota; Metazoa; Chordata; Mammalia; Rodentia; Cricetidae. Gene Ontology annotation, biological process: proton transmembrane transport. Gene Ontology annotation, molecular function: voltage-gated proton channel activity. Bases 228 to 1043 code for a protein of 271 amino acids.